CUCUCUCUCUCUCUCUCUCUCUCUCUAGAUAAUAGAUUGUUCAAAUACUAUGCAGACCCUUCGCUCGCCUCUAACCAUGCCUUGGAAAGCUCCUUUAGCUACCAGACACUACCUCGCUUCGGGUUGCAGAGUAACUGGUUCCCGCCAGUUAACCUCACUGUGUCGGACUCCCGUACGGUGGCAAACGAGGCACUCCCCUUCGCUGCGGGGAUACUCCACGGAAUCUUCGCAAACUCCAACAAAAAGAAGCACCCAACUAGGAGUUGCGGCAGCAGUUGCCAUCUCUAUAGGCCUGGGCCUCAUAGUUUAUAAACGACCUGCAAAGGUUGCUCACGCCGACUCCAAAGGGGAUUAUCCCGUUCACAUCAAGAAUAUAGUAGAUGCCUCUGAACCUGUUGGAAAAUCCCUAAAUCUAUCGAACCUCCCUGUAGAGGAAGCACAACUCAUCAGCGCCCCAAAUGUCCCCCCGCCCAUCACUCGAGAUCACCCUGUCCUCCUCAAAGUACCGCUGACAACCACGACGAAGAUAAAGCAGCUCACUAGCACCUACAAGUAUGAGCAGUGGACCUUCAACAACCAAGUGCCGGGCCCGUUUAUCCGGGCGCGGGUUGGGGACGUCAUCGAGCUCUCCUUGACAAAUACCGAUGUGACAGGCAACCCUCACAACAUCGACUGUCACGCAUUUACAGGCCCUGGAGGAGGAGCGGCGCUGACAACUGCUGAAGAGAACCAAAGCAAGACGGGCAGAUUCAAACUACUAUACCCAGGGCUAUUUAUCUACCACUGCGCCGCAGCCCCCGUGCCCGUUCACAUUGCCAACGGAAUGUACGGCCUCAUCUACGUACAGCCGGAAGAGGACCCUCUCCCCAAGGUUGAUAAAGAAUACUACGUGAUGCAGAGCGAGUUCUACCACGAACCACCCGAAAUCGAGGAGAAUGGGAAGCGUUCCUCCCUGGUGGAGUUCUCAUACCCCAACGCCCUCCGCGAAGACCCGGACGUGAUCGUUUUCAACGGCAGUGAGACGGCUCUCACCAUGGACCACCCCCUUAAAGCCACGGCGGGUGAAACCAUCCGGGUUUUCUUUGGCAACGCAGGCCCGAACCUGACUAGCUCUCCGCACAUCAUCGGCAGCACGUUCCAUAAACUCUACCGUGACGGGGACGUCCUGACCCCCCCCGCGCAGAACGUGCAGACGACCACCGUACCUCCCGGCGGAGCGACUAUUUUUGACAUGAACACGGUUGUACCGGGGACAUACACGCUGGUGGACCACGCUAUAUUCCGGCUGGAUAAGGGCUGUGUGGGAUUCAUAAACGUGACGGGGAAGCCGAGGCCGGACAUAUAUCAGAGCAACGAGCAUGCGGAACCGUGCGUUGGAUGUAAACUACAUCCGUGAAAUGAUGAAUAUUUUUUCCUUUUGACUUUUUGACUUUUUAGCUUCUUUUUUGCCUAGUUAGUUAUUUAUUCCUGCAUUUCGAUACGUGUGUCUCUUUUAUUCCCCCCUACUUCUCUCCAAAUUAUCAAGAGGCGUUCUCAUGAAUAUCAUUAUUACCACACAACUUUUUGGUUCAAUUGUCUAAAUAAACGGGUAUGCAAUGUGUGGAUGGAGGUUAGGUUCGAUGCCCCAUGUUUCUUGGUCUGUGGGUCCUACGCGUAUAUAAUCCAGGGUUUGGCUAUUAAGACCUGCGAGAAUCCACGCUCCCGCAGCAUCAUCUCGAUUUAUUCUCCACGUUAUUGCCCAGGGUUUGUCACUAUAGAUAGGCACUUUGUAAUGUACAUGUACAGUACAUAAAUAAAUACAAAACUUAUCACAGACCAACAUCAAGUGUCAUAUCUUCUCUCUGAUCUUUAAAAUACCUGUUUUCAAUUGUGGAGUUCGAGCCCAUUAUUUAAGAGCGGGCAAUGUUGUGCUUAUUAUUAUUUAAUCUCCAGCGGGUGUCUCGCCAAUCCCUUACCGGCGAAUUAGUGAAGGCACGCCCGUAGCGUAUUAAAUAUUAGUUAUAGCACAGCCCGCCCAGCCUCGACGUCAGCCGUUGUUUUUUAGGCUUGCGACGGGCAUCAACACAAAAAAAACAACCACAUCGUGUCGUCCACACCUAGGCCAUCCAUUCCCCCUAUUUCGAUCGUUUUCUCUUCAAUUAAUCCACCCCUUCACACGCAGUCCUUUUACUCUUUUGCCCUGCAUGGAGAAUAGUCUGGCGAACCUAGUCUGCAAGGUCAAACUCCGUCCAUCACUCGGCCCUGGGAAGGGAAACUACAACCAAAUCAACUGAGCGCAACAAAGCCUAAGAAGAAGAAGAAGAGGGAG
Molecule: messenger RNA, 2308 nt
Organism: Blastomyces dermatitidis ER-3
Lineage: Eukaryota; Fungi; Ascomycota; Eurotiomycetes; Onygenales; Ajellomycetaceae
Product: nitrite reductase-I
Exons: 1
Coding region: 50-1396 (448 amino acids)
Molecular function (GO): copper ion binding; nitrite reductase (NO-forming) activity
Source: RefSeq, a predicted model, not a curated record